Messenger RNA from Cornus florida, 2050 nucleotides. RefSeq lists its product as uncharacterized. The record is from RefSeq and is a predicted model, not a curated record. Gene Ontology annotation, molecular function: protein binding. Lineage: Eukaryota; Viridiplantae; Streptophyta; Magnoliopsida; Cornales; Cornaceae. Bases 329 to 1675 code for a protein of 448 amino acids. The transcript has 11 exons.
UGAUAUUCGGGUGGUUUACUAGUAGGGAGGAGCAACUUGACUUGACUUGAUUUGACUUGUAUCCAUCAUCGAUGUCAUUUUGAGGAUCAACGGAUAAAGAUGGAUAUACUAUAUAAUCUCUCUCUCUCAUACACAUCGUGAUCUAUUUGCCGGGAAAAUUAUUGUUCUUAGUUUCGUCAAUAAAAUUAUCAAUCAAAAUCCAGGUCGAGGUUGGAGGAGUUGGAUCUUUGAUUUCAACCGCUGAAUUAAAAAAGAUUGAAGAGAAGAGCCAUUUUUGGCUCUAUGUUGAUGCAGUCAGUUUUGCGAUGGUUUACUUGUUGGGCGAAUCAUGUCCCAACACCAAGUGGAUGACACCGAAUACAUGGCAGAUGAUUAUGAAAUGGAUGAUGUAGAUGAUGAUAUAGUUGAAGAAUUUCAUGGCACAGAGAUUGGUGGCACGGAUUCUGAUGUGGAUGAAUAUGACUACUUGAAUGAUAAAAUGGCAGAUACUACUACUGCUGCUCAAGCUAGGAAAGGCAGAGAUAUCCAAGGAAUUCCCUGGGAAAGGCUUAGCAUCACCAGGGAGAAGUAUAGGCAAACUAGGCUAGAACAGUACAAAAACUAUGAAAACAUUCCUCAAUCUGGAGAGGGGUCAGGGAAGGAAUGCAAGACCACAAGGAAAGGGGGCAUGUAUUAUGAGUUCAGACGCAAUUCAAGAUCCGUGAAAUCAACAAUUCUUCAUUUCCAGCAGUUGCGGAACUUGGUUUGGGCAACGUCAAAACAUGAUGUUUACCUUAUGUCACAUUAUAAAGUCAUUCAUUGGUCUUCAUUAACUUGUACCAAGUCUGAAGUUCUCGAUGUUUCGGGGCAUGUGGCACCAUGUGAGAAACAUCCUGGAAGUCUGUUAGAAGGUUUUACACAGACGCAAGUUAGCACACUAGCAGUAAAAGAUAGGUUAUUGGUUGCUGGAGGAUUUCAGGGAGAACUUAUAUGCAAGAAUCUUGAUAGACCUGGAGUUUGCUUCUGUUCCAGGACAACUUACGAUGAUAAUGCAAUCACUAAUGCCAUUGAGAUUUACACUACUCCCAGUGGUGCAGUUCAUUUCAGGGCUGCAAAUAAUGACUCUGGAGUUAGAGACUUCGAUAUGGAGAAAUUUCAACUUUCUAAGCAUUUCCGUUUUCCUUGGCCAGUGAAUCAUACUUCCCAAAGUCCUGAUGGUAAGCUUCUUGUGAUUGUCGGAGAUAACAAAGAUGGUUUAUUGGUGGACUCCGGAACUGGAAAGACCGUCGUGCCCUUUAUCGGGCACUUGGAUUUCUCAUUUGCAUCAGCAUGGCGCCCUGAUGGGCUUACUUUUGCUACCGGGAACCAGGACAAAACCUGCCGAAUUUGGGAUGUCCGUAAUCUAUCCAAUUCGGUUGCUACUCUGAAGGCUAAACUUGGAGCCAUCCGGUCAAUCCGAUACACAUCUGAUGGUCAGUUUCUGGCAAUGGCAGAGCCUGCAGAUUUGGUCCAUGUCUAUGAUGCUAAAAAUGGGUACGAAAAGGAGCAGGAAAUCGAUUUCUUUGGUGAGAUAUCUGGCAUGUCUUUCAGUCCCGAUACAGAAUCCCUUUUCAUCGGAGUUUGGGAUCGCACAUAUGGCAGCCUCCUCGAGUUUGGCCGAUGCCGGAAUUACUCGUACCUCGAUUCUGUUGUCUGAGUAAGGUAGCUCAUUGUUGUUCUUACAAUAGUAGGGCAAUGUGGGAGUGAUCAUAAAAAUGUAGGAAGGAGGGAGUGGAUGUACAGAGGGUAGGAAGCAUUGUUCCUGAAAACAAAAAGCUAGAACUAGGGAUUGUUAAGGGUAUCAGACAUGCAUGGGAUUUCAUGGCAUUUUUUUGUUACCUUUCUUCUCGAGAACCCUGAUUUCUUUCGAGAACUUCUGGAUGGCAUGCAUUUAUACUGCUUUAUCCGUGUUAGUGCAAUAGUCACACAAUUCGUCCAAGAGAUCCCGCUCUCAAGCUCUGCACGUGAAUUUGCAAUUUGGGAGCGAAUUCGCACAGAAUUCAUGAAUUCAAUUUUUGCAAUUCCAUACGAA